GGCUGGCAGCGCAGGCAUUGAGUCUGAACAUGCAAAUUGAUGAGUUCUACUCCAAGUCGUUUGUGCCCAAUGACAUGCUCGUCAGCUAUGAUGUUCGUAAACCUGACGCUCUCGACUUCAAUUUGACUGUUUUGGUGCACUUUCCUGGCAAAUUGCUCAUUCAGGUCUUUGUGCGGCGGCUGGACGAUGUGCCGGGCGGGCCGAACUCGUUUGAGAUGCUCAAAUUAAAAAAUGUGGACUUCUGCAAGUCGCUCGAGUCGCUGCGCAACAUGACAAAUGAGAAAUUCCACGGCGAGCCUCUGAUUCCGUCCACCUUUCUGAUGUCAUGCCCACUGAUGUCGGGCUUCUACUACGUGGAGAACGCCUCCUUGGAUGUUAGCGUGCUGCCGUGGCUCAUCAAGGAUGGCAGAUACUUCGCACUGCUCGAGCUGGUGCAGGUGUACGAAGAGGUAACCAGAUUAAUAAAUUUCAGAGUAAAGGUCAGCAAGAAGACGCCCGAGUUGGAGCUGGCAGGCGAAAAGCAAGAAGCCAGCAAUGAGGAUGGCUUUAAUGACUUUAACUUUUGA
Drosophila arizonae is the source of this 566-nucleotide messenger RNA. RefSeq lists its product as uncharacterized. NCBI's taxonomy places the organism in Eukaryota, Metazoa, Arthropoda, Insecta, Diptera, Drosophilidae. The record is from RefSeq and is a predicted model, not a curated record.